Messenger RNA from Sphaeroforma arctica JP610, 228 nucleotides. RefSeq lists its product as hypothetical. The record is from RefSeq and is a predicted model, not a curated record. The annotation marks the transcript as partial. Lineage: Eukaryota; Ichthyosporea; Ichthyophonida. The transcript has a single exon.
GCUGUGCUGUUUAUCUACAAGUCCCUUGGCAUGAAAGGUGGUACGCCCUUUCUCUCGAGUAUCAUGGGGCCGUUCCUAAAUGCCAUCCGCAAGGGCGAGCCCAUGUUCCGGCGCUUUCUGUUUGCGACGUUGGCGUCUCUGGUGGACAUUGUGAAGGAGCACAUCCGCAGUUAUCUCAACGACAUCUUUGAGGUGGUCAUAGAGUUCUGGAAUGUUGACAGUAUCCAG